GCCUCCCAGCCCCCAGCCGAAGCGAGAGCGAGAGCGAGCGGAGCCCCUCUCCCUCCCUCCCUCUCCCCCGGCACAGCCAAACGACGAGUCAGAAACAGCGCGAAACCCAGACGCGCGUUAGAGUCAGUCUACCGAGCUUAUCCCUCCGCCGUCCUCCUCCGCCUCUCGUCUCCUUCACAGUUCACACACACACACGCCCUGUCAGUCAGCCAGUCAGCCAGUCAGUCAGUCGGCCGGUCAAGCCAAGCCGCCCGCCUCCGCUUCUAUCUCGCCGCCGCGUGCCCGCUCCCGGUUCGCCCCCCCUGCUCCCUCUCUCUCUCUCUGUUCGUGUGCCUGCUCUGCUCUGCUCUCCCGAACCCCGGUCACCACCAGGUGAACCAGCCCAGCACCAGCCACUCGAUAUAAACGCACGUACUCUUCCCGCAAAGCAGCACUGUACCCUAGCUAGUAAGUACCUGUGAGCCACCUGCGACGCGUCGAGACAUGGCACUCACGGCGCUCGAGACCGCGGAGCGGCGCCUGCCGUGCCACGCCGAGCAGGCCGACGCCGGCGGCAAGGUGGUGGCUGCUGCUGCUGCUGAGCAGGCCGUGCCGCUGCAGGAGGCGGACCACGGCGGCCGUCUCGAGAGGGACGACAUAUGGAACAUGAUCCAGUCGCAGAAGCCCGCGGCCCCGGCGUUGACGCCGAAGCAGGCGCCGUACGUGCCGGCCCCCGUGCGCCGCUCCUCCAGCCUGCUCACCCAGAAGAGCCUGGAGAUCUGCACAGAGAGCCUCGGCUCCGAGACCGGCUCCGACGGCUUCUCCGACGCCGCCGACCGCUCCUGCCCGGGCUCCGACGACGACGACGGCGAGGGCGGCGCCGACGGGGUGGCCGCGCGCGCCAUGCCGCCCCGCGCGUUCCCGCCGCCGCUGCCCUCGCUGGCGCGCCGCACCGUCGGGUCGCUGCAGAUGAGGCAGCACCGCCGCGACGGCCGCCUCGUCGUCGAGGCCGUCCCCGUGCUGUCCAACACCCUGUUCCGCGCGCAGCGCCGUGGCGGGCGCCUGCUCCUCUCCUUCGCUGACACCGCCGCCCCGGCCGAGGACGAGGGGAAGAACCGCGCCCAGGAAGCCGACCAGCAGCAGGCCGACGAGCAGACCCGCGAGGAGGAGGAGGAGGAUGACGGCGAGGAGGAGGUCCAGGUCGUGGACAGAGGCACCGUCGUCGAGGUCAAGGUCAGUACGCAGCCCCAGGCGCACAACAGUGGGGCGCGGGUGCACCGCUCCUCGCUCGUCAUCAACAAGUUCGUCGGCGCCGAGCCCGUCAACGCCUCCGAGAUCAAUGACACCGCCGCUGCGCCGCAGCAGUCGCCCAAGCCUCCGAGCAGUUCGGAGGCCGCAGCUCCGGCUCUAAGCGCGACCGCGACGCUGCCUGGCCCGGAAGACGACGGCAGUGCUGCCACGCCCUGCGAGGGCAAGGUGCUGAUGACGACGAGGAGGCGGCGGAGCAAGCAGGAGCUCCUCAACCACAUGCGCCGGUGCGGCCAGCUGAGCGGGCAGCUCUUCAUAUGGGAGCCGCGCGUCGCCACCUCCUCCUGAGCCGAUCGUCGCGCACGGCGCGCCGCCGCCGCCGCCGCCUCCUGAUGCCGCCCGAUUCCAUGCCUCCACGAGUGCCCUGUUUCUGUUUGUUUGUAGCCGUUGCUGCUGCCGGUGUAACGUAAGCGUGCGUAAUAUAUGGAUGUUUGUGUUAGUAGUAAGUGAUAAUCACGUCACGUGAUUGGCUUAGCCAUAUGAGCGAGUGAGAGUGAGAGAGGUGGUAGAUUGCUUUGGUUUAUCCCCGUGCCUCCGCGCACGUGUUGUAUCUACUUGCGUGCUAUCCAGUGGUCAUAAUUUAAGAUAAACAUGAAUGUUUGUGUGAUUC
Messenger RNA from Triticum aestivum (bread wheat), 1897 nucleotides. RefSeq lists its product as uncharacterized. Bases 484 to 1575 code for a protein of 363 amino acids. The record is from RefSeq and is a predicted model, not a curated record. Lineage: Eukaryota; Viridiplantae; Streptophyta; Magnoliopsida; Poales; Poaceae. The transcript has a single exon.